Molecule: messenger RNA, 2918 nt
Organism: Drosophila kikkawai
Lineage: Eukaryota; Metazoa; Arthropoda; Insecta; Diptera; Drosophilidae
Product: fibrinogen-like protein 1
Source: RefSeq, a predicted model, not a curated record
AAGGCAAAGACAAAAUAAAAUAUAAUGGACUCUUUCAGUAUUUUGUAUAUACCUAUGUGUAGAAGAAUUAGCAAUGGAAAAGAAUAGUGUUACUGGUCAAGUGAUAUUAGCAUAACAUUAAAAAUAUAGUCAUGACUUGCCUAGUUUUAUAAGUUCACAAUAAGUUAUAUUAUUAUUUACUGAGUUAAAUUCCUUAAAACAAAAAAAACAAUUGUAAAAACAUUUGUUUUGUUUGCAGGUUAAACCUGUUGAUUUGGAUGCAAAAUAUAUAUUGUUAGCCAUGAUAGCAUUCCAAAGUAAAAUAUGGCGGCAUUGUUUAAUCAGCCGAAUGACUUUCGCAUUUACGAUUUUAUGCUUUAUAAAUAUCAAUACAAAUGUUCCCCUCGGAGCACAGGCUACAACUGCUAAUAGUGUACCGCGAUCCUUGAAUGGUAAUACCAAUUCUCGAUUACCGCGUACUAGUGCAAGUCAACUUACUAAUGGAAAUAGUGCUUCAAUAAAUGUAAAAUAUUCUACAAAAUCACCAAACACAUCGAGAAAUUUAAACUUGCGCACUAGAGAACAACAGUUACUGAAUAUAUUUGAAGGUGUUAUAACCACCCUAGAAGGAAAACUCCAUCGUAUUGAUAAUCUCGAUAAAUCCGUGGAUAUAAUAAUGCAACACAUUGAAGUAUUGCAAAACCAAAUGAUCAAUAAUAUGGUGAAAACUGAUUUAAUUAUAUCUCAGCUUCAUAAUAUAGAGGGUAGCAUUGUCAAUAGUUUACCUGAACUGAAAUUACCGCGCAUAAAUGUUAGCCACAGUGCAAAAUCUAAACAAAAUUCUUCAAACUUACUUGAGGAACAACUCAGAAAGUUGGAUCGUAAAGUAUCUGGUAUAGAUACUAAGCUAGAGGGUCUUAAGGUUCAAAUAGAUAAUAAUUUCUUACAAGUUGAAGAGUUAUAUGGCGAAGCUAGUGAAAAGAAGCCAGUCACUAUAAGCGUACAUGACAUUUCGAAAGCUUUAAACACUGAAGCUAUGACACAUAUUUCAUCAGAAUUAAAUGAAUUUAGACAUACAACAGAAGGCAUAGAUAAAAAGAUACAGUUUCACAUUAACAUGGUGUCAGAGAGUAUUGGAAGAAUAAUACGUAUGCUACACGAUAUUCAUUUUGCUGUAGUUGAUAAUCACGAGCAAUUUAACACUUUUAAUAUAACAACAACGUCGCAGCCUCCUGUUAAAUCCAGCAAGCUAGAUGCUCUUGUCAAACAAAUAAGACCAAUGGUUUUGGUAUCAGAAAAAAUGGAUGAAGUUUGGGAUGUCGUAGUCGGCACAAAAUCGACUGUAGAGCAUCUUCUUCCCAAGUCUGAAGCGCUUCUUACACAAACUCAAAGACAAGAACGAGCAAUAGAUGAAAUUCACCAAGAUCUUAAAACAAAAACCAAUCUGAUCAUUAACAAUUUAGAUAUGGUGGAAAAGCGUUUAAAAAAAAAGGAAUCUGAUGAGCAAAUAAUAGCUGAGUUGUCUGAGCCUCACUCCUCGGAUCACUUUAAUGAAUAUGAAUCUAAUAACCACACUGUCAUCGAUAAAACCUUAAAAGAAACAACCUUUAAUGCAUCUGGGUCAUAUUCCUAUGUUCAACCGUCCACAGUGAACAGUGAUUCACCUGCACUUUUUACUUCUACUUCUGGGGAUGAAAUAAUGACUCCAUUACGUUCAACAUUUUAUAAUGGCAAUACAUCGAACACUCAAGAAGGUUUAAUAAAUGGAUCGUAUACUGGAUCUGAUACUGCUGGUGGUUACCCAACCGCAUCAAAAAUAAUUCGAAAAGAUGGACUUAUUUUUCCUAGCAUUAAAAAUAAGCCAUCUAUUAUUAAUAAUUCUAUAACCAGUGACAUUAUAGCCCUAAAGGAUAUCAAAGGAUUUUCAUGUGCUGAUUUGAUGAGUGCUGGAAUGAAAAAAUCUGGAGUAUUUUAUUUACAAAUUCGUGGGACUACAUAUUGGUUUCUAAAGGUGUACUGUGAUCAAGAAACAACUGAGGGCGGCUGGACGGUCAUACAACGUCGCGAUGAGUUUGGUGAGCCCCGUGAAAACUUUAAUAGGGAUUGGUCAGAUUACAAAAACGGAUUUGGUGAACCAAGUAAAGAAUUUUGGCUUGGAAAUGAAAAUAUAUAUAUGUUGACAAAUAACGAAGAAUACACCUUACGUAUAGAACUAGAAGACUUUGAGGGCAACAAACGGUAUGCUCAAUAUUCCCAUUUUAAAAUACAUUCAGAGGCGGAUUAUUAUAAACUUGAAAUAGACGGAUAUGAAGGAAACGCAGGGGAUUCCCUAAAUGAUCCCUGGUAUGGAUCUAAUAAUAGUCCCUUUUCAACUUACAAUAAAGACAAUGAUCGAAGCUCGCUUAAUUGUGCAAGCAUGUUAAAGGGUGGCUGGUGGUGGAAGUCCUGUGGCAGGGGAUUAAAUGGACUUUAUUUGCAUGAUCCGCAAGAUAUAACUGCUCGUCAAGGGAUUGUAUGGUUUCGCUGGAGGGGCUGGGACUAUACCUUAAAAAAGUCCACUAUGAUGAUUCGACCUAAAAUAUCCCAACUAACGUCAAUGUCUGGAAAUUCUAUGUAGACAAUUAGCAAUAAUUUUAUAUUUUAAUAACACAGACACAUUAAUUAAAAAAGUGUAGUGGUUGAAAGAACACAUUAUCCUACCACCGUUUCACGCACACAAUUUUAUUUAAACUAAAUAAUCAUAUUCAAUUUUCGAAUAGCACCUCAAGUCAAAUCGGAUGUCUAAUACGGGACCAGAUUUGCAAAAUUUAUGAAAUAUCUGAUAUUCCAACCCAUACACUUUUUUGUGUGGCUGUGUAAUUAUACUACAUUGUAAAAUAUUUAACUACGAUGAUUACAUAAGAUAAAAGCUUCUCUAAAAAUAAAAAUUUUAAAAUGUA